Molecule: messenger RNA, 1716 nt
Organism: Trichoderma breve
Lineage: Eukaryota; Fungi; Ascomycota; Sordariomycetes; Hypocreales; Hypocreaceae
Product: x-Pro dipeptidyl-peptidase (S15 family) domain-containing protein
Exons: 4
Coding region: 1-1716 (571 amino acids)
Molecular function (GO): dipeptidyl-peptidase activity
Source: RefSeq, a predicted model, not a curated record
AUGCCCAACCGAAUUCGUGACCUGUACAAGGUUGACUCCACCUCUUUUCCUUACCUAUAUGAAGAAAAUGUCACCAUUACGCUUAAGAGCUUACAAGGGCUCGUCCGAUGCAACAUCUACCGGCCCAAGAGUGAGAACAAGGUGCCCGUGUUAGUGACAUAUGGUCCAUAUGGAAAGGAUAUCCCUUACGAACACUUUAGCGCCAAAUCAUUCGCAGACAUUAACCCUAAACACAAGUCUGCACAUUCCUCAUGGGAAACACCUGACCCGGCAUUCUGGACGGCCCAUGGUUAUGCAGUGCUACGAGCCGAUGAAGUUGGCAGUGGUCAGUCUCCUGGUGUCCUAGAUACCAUGUCCAAGUCCACCACGGAUGCCUUUGUGGAUGUCAUUGAAUGGGCGGCCGAGCAGACAUGGAGUAACGGAAAGGUAGGCCUGGUCGGCAUCAGCUAUUUUGGUGGAAGCCAAUGGAGAGUCGCAGCUCGCCAGCCAAAAGGUCUAGCAGCCAUGAUUCCAUGUGACGGGAUGGCCGAUUACUACCGUGACCGUUGUCGACAUGGUGGGAUUCUCACCGGGUUUCUGAAAUGGUGGUUUAGCAACUCUGUGGCCAAUACAAUCGAGGGUGAUUUAGACGCUAACGAAUUGGCUGAGAAUUUGCGCGACCAGGCGGUGGAUAACAGUCAACAUUUCUUCCGCGACGAUCCCUAUUACGCAUCGCGGGAUUAUAAUUUGGAAGAUAUAGUCACUCCGUUGCUCUCUCUUGGGAAUUGGGGGAGUAUCAUGAUUCAUUUGCGUGGUAAUUACGAAGGAUUCAGGCUUGCGAGCUCAGAAAAGAAGUUUCUCCGUAUGAAUGUCGGACGACAUGAUGUCCCAUUUUACGAAGAUGAAACAGUACAAGUACAGCUCAGCUUCUUGGAUGCUUUCCUCAAGGGACAAGAUAAAGGUGGCUGGAUAGAUGGUACUAGGCCCCCUGUUGACCUGAUUCUGCGCAGAGGUAACGUGGGAGUCAAUAAUCCGGAAGCUGAAAAGGCAUUUCAACGAAGAUUCGAGACUGAGUGGCCAUUGGCUAGAACGCAGUAUACAAAGUACUAUCUGACGCCAGAAGGAAAUCUCAUCACGACUAUUCCUAGUAUACACUACAACAGAUUGUCGUAUCCAGCUCUUGGAAACGUGGAAGAUCCUCAGUUUGUUCACUUUUCAAGCUAUCCAUUUUCUCAAGAUACAGAGAUCACGGGGUAUAUUACGGCCCACCUCAAUAUCUCUGUUACGCCUCUUUCGGGUGGCCCAGUCCCAACAGAUAUCGACCUCUUUUUGACACUACGGCACUUUGGUCCCAAUGGCAAGGAGAUCCACUACACUGGCAUCACUGGCGAGCCGGUGCCAUUGUGCAAAGGUUGGCAGCGGGUAAGUCUUCGCAAGGUUAAUGACAAGCACCCACGACACAGAGAAUGGCUUCCAUAUAGAGAUUAUAUCUCGUCGGAUGUUUUGACCGUCAUUCCAGGCGAGGUGUAUCCCGUGGAUGUUGAGGUUUGGGCCACCACUGUGAUGGUUGAGAAGGGUGAGUACCUUGUUUUUGAGGUCAGCAGUGGCGAUACUCAGGGAGGAGGUCUAUUCAACCAUGACUUGAAUGAGAGGUCCUAUGAGAGGUUUGCUGGAAACAACCAUAUUCAUUUUAGCUCUGAGUUUAUAAACUCUAUUACCCUGCCAGUUAUUCCCUAA